This is a messenger RNA of Formica exsecta, 2243 nucleotides long. RefSeq lists its product as uncharacterized. Gene Ontology annotation, cellular component: extracellular matrix. Lineage: Eukaryota; Metazoa; Arthropoda; Insecta; Hymenoptera; Formicidae. The record is from RefSeq and is a predicted model, not a curated record. The transcript has 3 exons. Bases 73 to 645 code for a protein of 190 amino acids.
CACAUUUAUAUUCAGCGAAGAAACAAGCGUAUCACAAGCGUUCCCCUUGUCGUCGUCGAAACAGCGGUUUAUAUGGUUUCAAAGGUCACCGUCGCGCUAACCAUCGGCCUCGCCCUGGUCAAUCGAUCAAUCACCGGCGUGAUACCGCUGGACAUCGGCGCACACCACGAUCAUCGCCUCUCGGUGGCCAGUUCGUACAUGCACUUCCACGGGCCGGUGCAGGGCCCGGAGUACGAGGUGAAAGUGCCGCACGUUGUUGUCGACCACUUUGGCGAGCACAAUUAUUUACACGGCCAGGACCAUCAGGAGCAUCGUCAUCAUGACGGCUACACGGUCGAUUACGUGGGGAAUCCCAAGUACGAGUUCUCGUAUGGCGUCGAGGACCAUCAUACCGGCGACUUUCACGGCCAGAAGGAAUCCAGGGACGGAGGCAGCGUGUCUGGAGAAUAUAGCGUGAAAGAUCCAGGUGGCACUUUCCGGGUCGUCAGCUAUCACGCGGACAAGGAGGGAUUUCACGCGGUCGUGCACACCUCUGGGAAAAAUGAUCAUUCAGGCGGGGUAUAUGGUGGUCAAGGACACGAUGCGGAGACCCAAAGUCCCCUUCAUGAAUACGCCACUGCGCUAGCCGCACACACGGGAUACUGAGUGACGCGACAUCGGCUAUGGCAAUCGUGACUGAUCGCUUUUGUGUACCUGGUAUAAUUAAAUUCUUCUUUUUAGAUUGUCAACUUUGAUGUGUGUCCGUUUUGUAUACCAAAGGCAAUAACAUGCUAUCCGUUCGAUAUUACAUAUACGCAGAAAUAAUACGGUGUAUUCUAUACACCGUCAUAAAUAUAGUUUAUUUCAUUUAAUACGCGAUACAAGCUCAAUACAGAAGAUAAUUGUUUGCUCAUAUUGUAUAUGAAAAGUUAUUGAUAAAGCAUGGUAAAUGUGUAAACUGUUCAUAAAUAAGAAUUUAUGCAAAGUUAAUAGAGCCUUUCGGUAAUUUGGCGUUCGCUUAAUAAUCAUCGAAAAAUAUUGUUGUGAUCAAAAAUUGUUUUUAUUGUGUAUAUCUCUGUAAUUGUUUUUAUAUUUAUCGGAAACUAGUAACAUUUUAAUCGAACAUUUGUAUUUAUUUGAAAACUCUUAUUAAAAGCCCGGGAAAAAACUAAAUAUGUAGGUUGUCCACAAAUUAUACUUACUCAAUUUGCGAGAAAUUCUAUACUUUGCCUAAUAGUCAAAAUUUUGAUUUAAAAACCAAUAUAAUACGAUUAUUUGAGAAAUAUAGUGCUAAAUAUGUGAAAAAAUAUAAUAAAAUAUUUGUAUUGUAAUCUUAAUUACAAUAUUCCCAUUAAUAUAUUGGACAUAUUCGAAAAAUAUUAACAAUAUUAUUAACAUGUAUCUUUAUGUUUUUAUAAAUUAAUGUUAUACAUGGAAAUGUUAUAUCGAAAGUGUUACAUAUAAAAAUACAUUUUAUUGUAGAAUGUGUUUAAAAAGUUUAAAAAUAUAUAUAUAUAUAUAUAAUACUAUAUAACAAGCGUUUAAACUUAUUAAAUAACCGAUGAAUAAUUGAGAUAUGAUUAUAAAAGAGUAUAAUGCGUUAUAAGAAUUCUUGAAAGUAAAAUAUAAUAUUAGUGUAAUAAAUAUAUAUAUGAUUCAAUUAUUUUAAAGUUAUGCAUAAAUUAUCCGUUACAUUCUCGUGGAGACAUGACAUUUAUAUAUUAUAAAAACAUCGAAAUCGGUACUACGAGAUAGCACCUUAUUGGCAAUGAUUAAUAUUGGAAAGCUGUGGUAAAAGUUUGCGCUCAAUAUAGAGAUAUAAUGACGAGGAUCGCGCUCUGUACUAAUGAAAAUAAACUGCGCAUAACGGGAGCACGAGUAAUAAUUUCUGAUGCUCUCAAGUGCUAGGAGAUUCCGAUUGCCGCUAAUCUCGUGGAUUACCGAGUAACGGUGGUUGUAGCGCAAGGUCGAUCGCCAGCGAAAUGAAAAUCCAGGUCACAGGAUUGAAUUAUCUAUUGAAUAUUACAGACCCGUAGGGGCUACGGAUUAAAAGUACGUGUCUCAGCGGCGCCAUUAUAAAAUAAACGUGAAAAAAAUUUGCGCUUCUUUUAACAUGUUUUAACGGAGCGUUAAAAAGCUCAUUUAAAACUUCGUAGCGCAUAACUAAAUAUCUCUCGCAGCAUCCUACCUAAUUCCAUUUUACAUGCGAGGAAUAUUUUUUUCAAAGAUGCGUAAAAAGAGUGUGAACGUUUUGUUUAUGAAAA